Messenger RNA from Helianthus annuus (common sunflower), 390 nucleotides. RefSeq lists its product as uncharacterized. The record is from RefSeq and is a predicted model, not a curated record. Lineage: Eukaryota; Viridiplantae; Streptophyta; Magnoliopsida; Asterales; Asteraceae. Bases 1 to 390 code for a protein of 129 amino acids. The transcript has 3 exons.
AUGAAACACAAGGAUACAAACAGUGGCUUACUACUGACCGAGGAAUCACGAGUGCCUGUUGCCGCUAACACAGAGAUGACUCAGAGUGUUGCCGGAGCUCGGUUGCCGGAUGCAUGGCUUGAUAGCAUCGAUUCUAAUCCAAAUAUUGCACAAAGACAAUCUAUGGCCACAUACAUUAAAGUUGAAGCUGCUGACCUUACAAGUUAUUCUAUAGGGAAGAUUAAGAGACGGACUGCUGAUGUGCUUGAACCAGGGGGUUCUGCAAGCUUUAAGAAGGCGGAAAGGAGUUCUGGUAGUAGAAAGGAAAACAUAUCAGUUGUAACAAAAGUUGUGUUUGAUCAACUAACUGAAGAUGCCAUGAAACUGAUGGAGGAUUCUGAUUACAGUUGA